Messenger RNA from Ruditapes philippinarum (Manila clam), 593 nucleotides. RefSeq lists its product as uncharacterized. Lineage: Eukaryota; Metazoa; Mollusca; Bivalvia; Venerida; Veneridae. Bases 3 to 578 code for a protein of 191 amino acids. The record is from RefSeq and is a predicted model, not a curated record. The transcript has 3 exons.
AAAUGAAAAAUGUUCUGUUCUAUUUUGUAUUGUUUUUAGAUAUGGGUGAUACGCUGGGUGUGGUAUGCGCUUUAUGUUGUUUUGUUUUCCCGCCAUUUAUCCUGCAGUCUGUCGGUCUAUUUACACCAAACUGGGUCAAGACCUCAGACUGCGAUACCAUAGGCCUUGUAUAUAGUUGCUGCUCCGGGGACAACAAUGACACGUGCAAAAAUACAAAUGGCGGUGACGAACUAGAUGCACGAGUCCUUGGCCUUGAGGCAACGGCAUUUGCCGUUAUGUUCUUGGCAAUAUUUGGGACUAGCUAUGAAUCCUGCUGCAGCGGAGAUGACGACGAGGACACGGGCUGGUGUGGCCUCAUAGGUGGAUGUUGUUUAAUGAUGUUUCCGGUUGCAGGAUUGUUCAGUUUCAUCGGAUGCAUGAUCAUUGCCGGAAGUUAUUCCACGUCUGAGCUUGGUUGGUCAUUUUACCUCUGCCUCACUUCCGGUUGUCUGAUUAUCAUCCUGACUGUAUGCCUUUGUUAUUGUUUCUGCAAGGUUCUCAAGAAUGACGACGACGACGACGGUACGUAUGUGAAAUAACACAAAGUAGUCUUG